CCUCACGCCAACUCCAUUGCUUAUCACUUUCCUCAAUACAUCCAAAAACAGUCAAAUUCCCUCUCCAAAUUUCCCCCCUAUAUAAAUUGUAAAUUACAAAAUACCACCCAAACCCCUUCCCCUUUCUGUAAUUUCUCUAAUUUCUCAUGACAAUAUCUCCCCAAGCAUUCCUGCCGCCAAAACGCCGGCCCUCGGCGGGGGCGUUCAUGUCGCCCAAGCUCUCCGACCAGACCCUCCUCCGCUCCCUCCACCAUCUCUCCCUUGAAAUCUCCUCCCUCGAGCCUCUCCAGUUCCUCCGCCACCGCACCUCCCGCUCCAUGAUCCGCAGGUCAACCCUCCUCUCCAUCCUCUUCGAAGACAUCAUCAGGAGCUCCACCGCCGUCUUCUCCCCCUCCGCCCUCCUCUGCUUCCAGGAGCUCUACAUCCUGCUCCAGAGGAUCCAGACUCUCAUGGAAGAUUCCUCCAACGGGAGCCGGAUGUGGCUCCUCCUCCAGACCGAGUCCCUCGCCAACAGCUUCCACGAGCUCACCCUCGACCUCUCCACCUUGCUUGACAUCCUCCCCGUCAAGGAGCUCCGAUUAAACGACGAUGUCGGGGAGGUCGUCUCCCUUCUCCGCAGCCAGUGCUCCCGCAGCACCACAAAAUCGCUCGUCGAUCCGAGAGACGACGCCCUCCGCCGCGAGGUUUGCUCGAUGCUCGACCGCCUCAGGAACGAGAUCGUCCCCGACCACUCCAAUCUCUCUGACAUUUUCGCGCAAUUAGGGAUUGGCGACGCGUCGAAUUGCAGAGAGGAGCUCGAGAGCCUCCAGGACGAGUUCCAGAACCAGACGGAGGAGAAAUCCAAGUCGCAGCUCAUCGCCCUCGUCGGACUCGUUCGCUACGGCAAGUGCGUGUUAUUUGGAGCAUCCACACCGGGAUCGGACCUAAUCCGCCGUAGAUCGGCAUCGGAAUUAAGUUUCCCGGUGGAUUUUCGGUGCCCGAUCAGUUUGGAGCUAAUGCGGGACCCGGUCACCGUGGCCACCGGCCAGACAUACGAUCGUGAUUCCAUCAAGCUGUGGAUUGAAUCAGGACACAACACGUGUCCCAAGACAGGUCAGGCCCUGGCCCACACGGAGCUCAUACCGAAUCGCGCGUUGAAAAAUCUCAUCGCCAUGUGGUGCCGCGAGCAGAGAGUCCCUUUCGAAACCGCGGAGAACAAUAGGGGGCUGGUCAACGCCGUCAAAAAGAACAAGGCGGCGCUAGAAGCUGCGCGGAUGACCGGCUCGUUUUUGGUCAACAAGCUUUCGGUGUCUCAGUCGAUGGAGGCGGCGAACGGCGUCGUUUACGAGCUCCGGAGUCUGGCGAAGACGGACUCCGACUGUCGCGCCUGCAUUGCGGAGGCCGGGGCUAUUCCUUUGCUGGUACGGUACUUAAGCUCGGACGUGGGAGAGACCCAUCCGAACCUGCAGGUUAACGCCGUGACGACGAUUCUUAACCUUUCUAUUUUGGAAGCGAACAAAACGCGGAUCAUGGAGACUGACGGAGCUCUUAACGGCGUUAUCGAGGUGCUGAGGUCGGGGGCCACCUGGGAGGCGAAGGGGAAUGCGGCGGCUACGAUAUUCAGUUUAUCAGGUGUGCACGCGUACAGGAAGAGACUCGGGAAGAAGACACGUGUCAUAAAGGGGUUAGUGGAGCUGGCUAGGGAUGGGCCCGAGCGCGGGUGUUUUAAAAAGGACGCCAUGGUGGCGAUACUGAAUUUGGCGGGAGAGAGGGAGGCAGUGGCGAGAUUGGUGGAAGGUGGGGUGGUGGAGAUGACCGUGCAAGUGAUGGAGGGGCUGCCGGAGGAGGCGGUUACUGUGUUGGAAAUUGUGGUGAGAAGCGGCGGACUACUGGCCACUGCGGCGGCGUAUCGCGCGAUUAGAAAAUUGGGGAGUGUGUUGAGAGAAGGGUCGGAGAGGGCGAGGGAGAGCGCGGCGGCCACGCUGGUGACAAUCUGUCGAAAAGGGGGAUCGGAGAUGGUGGCAGAAUUGGCGUCAAUGCCGGGGAUUGAGAGGGUGAUAUGGGAAUUGAUGGGGGUGGGGACGCUGAGGGCGAGGCGGAAGGCGGCGUCUCUAUUGAGGAUUCUGAGGAGAUGGGCUGCCGGUUUGGAUAGUGAGGUAGCGGAGGGGGGAUAUUCAACGGUGAAUCAUGUGAGUACAUCGGCAACAACAACAGUGGUAGCAAGCUGAUUAAAUUUGACGGUCACUAAUUUGGUCGAAUUUGAUUGUAAAGAGAAAAAAAAUCCCAUUCAUUCUUUGAUAUAUUUGUUUCCAUUUUCUUUGUUUCGAUUUGUUUCACGAUUAGAUGAAAAAAAAAUCCCUUUCAUUCUUUAAUAUAUUUGUUUCCAUUUGUCUCA
Messenger RNA from Pyrus x bretschneideri (Chinese white pear), 2374 nucleotides. Its product is annotated as U-box domain-containing protein 16-like. Gene Ontology annotation, molecular function: protein binding; ubiquitin-protein transferase activity. The coding region runs from base 147 to 2207 and encodes 686 amino acids. The transcript has a single exon. The record is from RefSeq and is a predicted model, not a curated record. Gene Ontology annotation, biological process: protein ubiquitination. Gene Ontology annotation, cellular component: cytoplasm; nucleus. NCBI's taxonomy places the organism in Eukaryota, Viridiplantae, Streptophyta, Magnoliopsida, Rosales, Rosaceae.